Molecule: messenger RNA, 672 nt
Organism: Naumovozyma dairenensis CBS 421
Lineage: Eukaryota; Fungi; Ascomycota; Saccharomycetes; Saccharomycetales; Saccharomycetaceae
Exons: 1
Coding region: 1-672 (223 amino acids)
Biological process (GO): fungal-type cell wall organization
Cellular component (GO): fungal-type cell wall
Molecular function (GO): structural constituent of cell wall
Source: RefSeq, a predicted model, not a curated record
AUGCAAUUCAACAAGAUCGCUUUAGCUGCCACCGUUGCUGCAACCACCGUCUCUGCCGAAGGUUACACCCCAGGUAACCCAUGGUCCACUUUGACUCCAACUGCCACUUACAGCUGUGGUGUUGCUCAAUUUACUUCUUCUUUCGGUAUUGCCGUUAAGGAAAUCGCUUCUACUUCCGCUGCUAAAGCUAAGAGAGAUGUUGUUUCCCAAAUUGGUGAUGGUCAAAUCCAAGCUGUUGCCACCACCACUUUGAAGCCAACCACUACUACUACUACUUCUAAGACUUCUACCACUUCCACCUCUUCUGCUUCCAAGACUUCUUCUUCUGCUUCCUCAUGUGCUGCUUCUGCCACUGUCACUCCAAAGGAUAGCUCUUGUAAGAACUCUGGUACUUUACAAUUAACCUUAGAAGACGGUGUCUUAACUGACGCUAAGGGUAGAAUCGGUGCUAUUGUUUCCAACAGACAAUUCCAAUUCGAUGGUCCACCACCACAAGCUGGUUCUAUCUACGCUGCCGGUUGGACCAUCACUGAAGAAGGUAACUUGGCCCUAGGUGACAGCGAUGUCUUCUACCAAUGUCUAUCUGGUAACUUCUACAACUUAUACGACCAAAACAUUGCUGAACAAUGUACUCCAAUCAAUUUGGAAGUUGUCUCUUUAGUUGACUGUUAA